UCAGUGAAUUCUGGUUUCGUUGUGCCUCCUGGAGCAACUUCAUCGAUCAUGAAUCCUGAGUAUGACUACCUGUUCAAGCUUCUUCUGAUCGGUGACUCUGGAGUCGGGAAGUCAUGCCUGCUGCUUCGCUUUGCGGACGAUACCUACACUGAGAGCUACAUCUCCACCAUCGGAGUGGACUUCAAGAUCAGGACCAUCGACAUGGACGGGAAGACGGUCAAACUACAGAUUUGGGACACAGCAGGUCAGGAGAGGUUUCGAACCAUCACCUCCAGCUACUAUAGAGGAGCUCACGGUAUCAUUAUCGUCUACGACGUCACGGAGCAGGAGUCCUUUAACAACGUGAAGCAGUGGUUGGAUGAGAUCGAUCGCUACGCCUGUGAAAACGUCUCCAGGCUGCUGGUGGGAAACAAGUCUGACCUCGUCAAUAAGAAGGUGGUGGAUGCCGCCACUGGGCAGGACUUGGCCUCGUCUCUGAAGAUCCCCUUCCUUGAGACGAGUGCUAAGAGCUCUGACAACGUGGAGAAAGCUUUCCUCACCAUGGCCUCUGAGAUUCACAAGCGUGUGGCCACAGAGGGAGGGGGGAUGCAGGGGGAAGCCAAGGAGGCCAAGUCCCAGAGCACCAAGAUCAACAGCGCUCCCCUGUGGCUGGGAGGGGAGAAACAGACGCAGGAGUCUGCAAACUGCUGCUGA
Messenger RNA from Cheilinus undulatus (humphead wrasse), 693 nucleotides. Its product is annotated as ras-related protein Rab-1B-like. The transcript has 6 exons. Gene Ontology annotation, biological process: protein secretion; regulation of exocytosis. The record is from RefSeq and is a predicted model, not a curated record. Gene Ontology annotation, molecular function: GTP binding; GTPase activity. Bases 49 to 693 code for a protein of 214 amino acids. NCBI's taxonomy places the organism in Eukaryota, Metazoa, Chordata, Actinopteri, Labriformes, Labridae.